AUGAACAACCGGUACUCGACGGUUCAGCGGCCCGAGGCCGCUCUUCAGCGUGCCAAUGACUUCAUUUCGGUUGGAAAGGAGGCUGACGCCUUGAAUGCUCUCUAUGAAGUCAUCAAGGUGAGUAUUUCCUAUGUUUUCUUUUGUUUUUAGCAGAACCUAUUUUGGGCAUGGAUAACAUCAUACAUGUAAUGAAAAAAACCUGGGUUUCGCCCAAGAAUAGAAGUUUUAGGUUUAAGCCAACGAAAAAGAUCUCUGGAAAAACUAUACUGCUUCUAGGACCGUCGUUCUCGACAAUGGAGUGAAACAUACGAAGAGAUCAUGAUGAAGUAUGUGGAACUCUGUGUCCGACUUCGAAACACCGCUCUGGCCAAAGAUGGUUUAUUCCAAUACCGAGUAUUCACUCAACAGGUCUCGGUGACCUCGCUUAAAAGUGUCAUUGAGCAUUUCCUUGGAUUGGCUGAACAAAAAACGGAAGAGGCCCAAAAGGAGUCGAUGGAACGCGUUGAAGAAAUUGAUGACCUGGAUAGUGCUGAUGCCCCGGAAAAGUACGUUCUUUAUCUCUGUUUCGAAUAUUUAGGCAUGACUUGCAAAGAAAAGGAAGUAAUAUUGCCAAUGUUAACAUACGAUGUUUUUUCAGUUUGUUGUUAUCUGUUGUCUCCGGUGCGGUCACCCAAGAUCGUAUGGAUCGAACAGUCCUUUCUCCAUGGUUGCGUUUUCUCUGGGAUUCCUACCGAAAUUGUCUGGAUAUGCUCCGAAACAACGUGAUCGUCGAAGAGAUCUACCAUUGGGUGGCCAGAAAAUCAUUUGAAUUCUGCGCCAAGUACAAGCGAAGAAAUGAGUUCAGAAAGUUGUGCGACCUCCUUCGAAUUCAUUUGGCUCAAAUCCAAAAGAGUCAGACCUCCGUGUCGGAGCCGAGAACAAACGAUUAUCGAGUCAAGUUGAGCAGCAUAGACUCUCUGCAAUUUAUGCAGGACACUCGCCUUCACCAACUCAACACUGCCAUUCAAAUGGAACUCUGGCAAGAAGCUUACAAAUCCGCCGAAGAUCUCCACAACAUCAUGCAAUUGUCGAAGGAUAAGGACCGCAGAAUGGUGAAACCCGCCAGCUAUGUCAACUACUUCGAUAAGGUAAGAAUUUGAUUUGUUUAUUCGGCUUUUAGGUGUGAAUGAUAUGUGAUGGGUAAUUAUGAUCCAUUUUUAGCUGGCUAUGAUCUUCUGGAAAGGUGGCAACACCCUUUUCCACGCUGCUGCCCUCCUUCAGAAGUUUAUCAUCUGUAAGGACAUGAAGAAGACCUUUACCGGAGAAGAGGCUACCGACCAAGCCACCAGAGUUCUUUUGGCCACCUUGACCAUCCAAGAUGGUGCUGAUCAGCCCUCGACUCUGACCAAACUUCUCGACAUUGAGGAUCAGCAUUUGACCAACAUUCGGUGAGUUUCUUUGUGAUUUUAUUUGAAUUUCGGAUUUUAGAGUGCUUUCAUCCCUUCUUCGACUUCCCAUUGCCCCAACACGUGCUGGUCUUUUGAAAGAGAUUGCGUGGUUGAAUAUCCCCGAAUUGGCCAUUGAACCAGCUCGUCAAAUCUACAAGAACCUUGAACUCGAAUUCCAACCAUUAAAGUUGGCGUCGGUCAUUCAAGGUGGCAUUGACAACUUGAAUAAGCUGGAGAAGCCGGAAUACAGCCAAUAUUCGGAUGAACUCAAGUUUGUGGUCGCCACGAAAGUCCUCAGACAACUCUCUAUCAUUUAUGGAUCACUCUCUUUGAGUCGAUUCCAAAAGAUCAUUCCCUUCUUCUCGAGAGUGGAAUUGGAACAUUUCUUGGUCGAAAGUGCGAAACAUAGAUCGAUCAAGGCUUCGGUCUCCCAUCGAGACGAUUGUGUUGUCUUCUCGGCAUUGGAUCUGACUCUAGCUGGAGGUUUGGAUGCCAGUGUGGAUGUUGAAGCUGCUAGUGUAAGUUUUUUGAAAUUAUUGUUUUGUUUUUUAGGUAUCGAAAAUAAUAUAAUCCGCUUGACGUUUGCAGAAUGGGAUAGAAUACAUUCGCGAGCAUCUUAUUCAACUCCAUAAUCAUUGCCAGAACGCUGUCUUUGAGCUGGAAGGAGCCAAAGUUGAAUCUGAGAUUGCCUCGAAGUUGGGAGAGCAGGUCAAGACUUACCUUUACCACAAAGAUGAAGACUACAGCCGAAUCCUCAGCCGUUGCCGUAAGAUUGAGGACUACAAGGAAGUCUCUGAGCAUCAGCGGCGCGAAAAGAUCCAGAUCGCUCAAGAAGAAUAUCAGAAACGCGAAGAGCAACGCCGUCAAGCCGAACUCCGUCGUCUGGAAGAGGAGAACCAAGAAAACGAAAAGAAACGACAACAGGCCGAGAAGGACGAGAUUGUCAGACGCCAGAAGGCCGAACAGCUCAAGCGAUUCCAAUCGAACCCGAUUUAUCAGCAGAUCGUCAAAGAAAAGGGAGAGGAGGCCAUGCAAACCAUGGAUCCGGAGCUGGUCCUCAAGGAACAAAGAGAAAGAAUGGAUGUGGAACGACGAGAACUCCAGAACAAACUGCGACAGCACGAGAAGAAGUACGAUUAUGUGGUGCGGGCCUUCCAUUUGGAGGAAAUCAAGCAUUACAAGAAAAUGUCGGAGGAUUAUUUGGAAAACGCUCCAAGCCGCUUCAAGGAAUGUGAAGAUCGACGAAUUCAGAAUGCAAUGUAAGUUUAUUUUGGUGAUUAGAAGCACAAUAUCGAACGUCAGAUGCAAUGUUUUGUAAAAAACGUGGGUGAAAAGCGAAAGGAGAGAGGUUUGCAGGCGUGUUUGAUUAGCCUAGUGGGGAGAGGGCUCGCUUGGGACUUCAAAGGUCGUGAGUUCGAAUCCCACUGGAGCAGAGUGAAGUUUUCAGCGGGCUAGGAUGGAAAUUUCUUGACACCUCUUAUGCUAGUGCAACAUUGUUGCACGAUGAUUCGUAAUUAGGACUGAGCCAGCGUUCGUUUUGUCAAAAAAAAAAAAUUUUUUUUCAUGUGAAAGUUUUUUUGCUAAUAUAUUUCUUUGCAGUGAGGAACACGAACGGUCCAUCCAAACCUACGAACGCAUGAACAAAAUCCGUGCUGAUGCCGAAGAGUUCCUUGGCCGACUGAUCGAAAGAAAUGCGGAGGAUUUGGAACGCCGCCGCAAGGAAUGGAAAAUCCGCCUCGAGGAAGAGAAACGCCGUCGUCUGAUCGAGAGAAAGGAACAACGAAAGGUGGACAGGAAGCGCCAAGAACAACAAAGAAAGAAGGAGGAGGAAGAUAGAAUCAAGGAGCAGGCCGAAAGAGACAAGAUGGAGAAGUUUGAGAAGGAUCGUCAAGAUCACCGUCAAAUGAUGGAAAGAAUCCGCGAAAAGGAACGCCAGACCAGUGGAUUUCCGCCAAGACGCGACCGAAACGAUCAAGGUGGAGGACGCUACGGAGAUCGGGAAAGAAAUGGCCCAACUGAUGGGGAUGGAGGAAAGGUAAGGUUCGAAAAUUUUGUUUUGUACUCUGACCUUCAGUUCGUCCCAUCCCGCGUCCGCCGAGAAGUCGACUUCAGCCGCGCUGACACCGACUCCAACUGGCGUCGUGGUGGUCCCCCCGCCAGAGAAGAGCGAGAAUCCGCCCCGGCUCAUCAGGAAUCCCAGCCCUCGUCUGGUGCCUGGGUCCCCUCGCGUCAAAGACAACAGCAGAACCAAGACUCUGGCAGCAACAGCAAUGCCUAUCGCCCUCCGGCAGCACGUCGAGACCGGGAUCAAGGACGAGCGGCUCCCGAAAACAGCUGGCGCUAA
Molecule: messenger RNA, 3771 nt
Organism: Bursaphelenchus xylophilus (pine wood nematode)
Lineage: Eukaryota; Metazoa; Nematoda; Chromadorea; Rhabditida; Aphelenchoididae
Source: the annotation of a GenBank genome assembly